This is a messenger RNA of Staurois parvus, 493 nucleotides long. The record is from the annotation of a GenBank genome assembly. NCBI's taxonomy places the organism in Eukaryota, Metazoa, Chordata, Amphibia, Anura, Ranidae.
AUGGGCCCCUGUACCGCCUCCUCUUGCUGCUGCCAGGCCUGUAAUCUGCCAUGGGCCCCUGUACCGCCUCCUCAUGCUGCUGCCAGGCCCGGUAAUCUGCCAUGGGCCCCCGUAACCGCCUCCUCAUGCUGCUGCCAGGUCCACAGUGUCUCAUGGGUUCCCUUACGGCCUCCCAUUGCUGCUGUCUCCAAUCGCCACACUCUGCCAUGUGCCACUUUCAGGUCUCCUCACACUGUCUGGUGGGUUCCCAUUUUGUCAUAGGGGUUGCUGUACGGACCUCCCAUUGCUGCUGUCUCCAUCGCCACACUCUGCCAUGUGCCACUUUCAGGUCUCCUCACAACUCCUGUUGGUUCCAUUUUGUCAUAGAGUGCUGGCAUAUUACGGGCUCCCUGAUAGCUGCUGCAGGCCCCUAAUCUGCCAUGGCACCCCGUUACAGCCUCCUCAUGCUGCUGCCAAGGUCGCAUAUCUGCUCUCAUGGUACCCUGAACUGUAC